AUGUCAAACUCUAACAAUGUUGUUGUCCUCAUCCGUCAUGGUCAAAGUGAAUGGAAUGAGAAGAACCUGUUCACCGGAUUCAAGGACCCGGAGUUAACCAGCAAGGGACGUGAGGAAGCCAAGCUGGCGGCUGAGAGGCUCAAGAAGCUUGGAUUCGUGUUUGAUUGUGCAUACACCUCGGCCUUACGACGAGCGCAAGUUACGCUCGACAUCGUGCUCGAGGCGCUCGACCAAAAGAGCAUCCCGAUCGAGAAGGAUCAAGCGCUCAACGAACGAGACUACGGGGACUUGAGUGGCUUGAACAAGGACGAUGCCCGCAAGAAGUGGGGCGAAGAACAGGUCCACAUCUGGAGACGUAGCUACGACGUCCCUCCCCCCAACGGCGAAAGCUUGGAAAUGACCGCCCAAAGAACCCUUCCCUACUACAAUUCCCAAAUCAAGCCAAAAGUUCUUGCCGGGAAGAAGGUCUUGGUCGCUGCUCACGGGAACUCCCUCCGAUCGAUCAUCAUGCAACUUGAGGGCCUCAGUGGUGAGGAGAUCGUCAAAAAGGAAUUGGACACUGGUGUCCCAAUCAUAUACGAGCUGGACUCUGAAGGCAAAGUGCUCAAGUGCACCGUCAUCAAUUCUUGA
Messenger RNA from Puccinia graminis f. sp. tritici CRL 75-36-700-3, 630 nucleotides. RefSeq names its product 2,3-bisphosphoglycerate-dependent phosphoglycerate mutase. The transcript is spliced from 5 exons. Gene Ontology annotation, biological process: glycolytic process. The record is from RefSeq and is a predicted model, not a curated record. Gene Ontology annotation, molecular function: intramolecular phosphotransferase activity. Lineage: Eukaryota; Fungi; Basidiomycota; Pucciniomycetes; Pucciniales; Pucciniaceae. The coding region runs from base 1 to 630 and encodes 209 amino acids.